Molecule: messenger RNA, 1942 nt
Organism: Hylaeus volcanicus
Lineage: Eukaryota; Metazoa; Arthropoda; Insecta; Hymenoptera; Colletidae
Exons: 2
Coding region: 284-1942 (552 amino acids)
Source: RefSeq, a predicted model, not a curated record
UCCCAGAGAACUGAGAAGUCAACACAGAAUAAUAUUAUUGUAAAAAAUAUGUAAAACUGUAACAAUAUUAUAUCAUAUACGGCAGUGAUGUAAAUGUUCUGUAUGAAUAUCUUGCACGAUUUUCUUUUAAUUAAGUACCUAUUAGUAUUAUUUAAUUAUAAUUAAUCUAGCAAAAAUAUGAUGAUAUUAUAGCUAUUUGUAUAAUAGAUAUUCUACAAUAUUAUACAAUAGAUAAUAUCCAUUCUCUCUUAUCAUGUUCAACAAGUUGUUUUGUUUUUAAACAAUGGAACAGAUCAGAUAUAGGGUAGAAGCUUAUAUUGUGCCUGUGAGCAACAAUUACCAUACCACUUCUGUCACAAGUGAAACAGAGGAUGCAAAAACAAACUUGAAUAUAAUUAAUAAUUCAUCUAUUAAUAUUAAUGAAACUGAAUCGAAGUGUACCGAAAAUUAUAAAAAUGAUUUGCUUUCCAUGGAAGAAGAGAGCAUGCAAAAUGUGAAAAAUUGUCUACCACUUGAGAAGUUUGUUACAACAAACUAUAUAGAUGUGAAUAAAACUAAUAAAAGCAAUUCUGAUACAUUUUGUUCUCUUAAGAGUUUCAAGUACAAGAAAUUAUACGAUGUACAGGAUGCAUGUUUUCCUUCAUCUGUGAUCAACAAUGUUCACGCCAAUCAAUUAACAAAGUUGACACCAAUUGAUGAGAAAACCGAAGAGUUUGAAGAAAAAGUUACGGAUCUCUGUUACCAUGGCUGUAAGAAUGGAUGUUCGGCAUCUGUGCCAACACCACAAGAAGUUAGCGAAGAAGUAUUUAAAGGAAACUGGUUAGAAAAGUUGAAAGAUAUAAACGAAAGGGAAGCUUCAUUGAGAAAUAAGGAAGUGAUGUUACAAAAUCGAGAGAGAGCAUUGUUAAGAAAGGAAAGGGAAAUAAAAAUCUUGGAGCAUCGAUUAAAAGUUAAUGUUGAACCAACAACAAAGCCUGCAGAAUUCCAAACAAAUGGUAAUCCCAUAGAGAAAUCUGAUAAUAUAGAUAUCAACAAAUUUAGUUCAUACACAAAAAAUGUUUGUAUGCAAAAUACAUAUACUACUCAAAUUGAACAAUUAUAUAAGGACAUAAAUAACAUAGAGAUAACAAAUAUAGAUCUGCAACAAGAAAAAUCAAGUAUUGGGAGUUCUUGUUCAUCUGAUAACAGUACAUCAGAAGGAAAACAACUAAAGCAAGAAUCGAAUUUAAAAUGUUCUAUAAUUUCAAAACCAACUUGUUGCAAAGUUGUUUCUAACAACAGUAACACAGCAACGAAAUUUUGUAAAUCAUAUUACGAUGAUUUGGAUAGCACGUUGUCCGCUGAUAUAGGAGAUUCGUCUUUCGUUCAAACCUCGCAAAAAUUUAAUCCUAACGUAUAUAAACGACCGUAUGCGUUCAGAAGAUCGGCGAGUGAACGUCGCGGAAAGUAUGCAAGCAAAGGAAGCAGUAUUAAUCUCGAGGUUCAAAAUGUUGAUGCUCCUAAAGAAAAAAUUGAAAUGCCUAUCGGAAUUGAACAGGAUAAAGUAUUAGAAAGAGUUGCUAAAAAUAUUGUUGCUUCACAAGAUAAAGGUACAAAAUUUCAACACUAUGGCCUCAUAGAUCUCAACGUUGAUACUACAAAUAAGGUAUACAAGGUGGAAGAUGAAAAGAAGUAUUCGUAUCUUAAUUUAGAAACAAGCAAUAAGCUAUGUUUGCAUCAGAAAGCAACUAAAGGCUCAAAAGAUAGACCAAUAUCUUGGAACGAGGAAUCGAACCACUGGUUGCAGAAAAAACGAAAAGCUUAUAACAUGACAAUGAAAAAAGUAUCGCCCGAAGAUAUUGAGGAUAAAGAAAACCUUAGGUGUGGCAUCAAACCUAACAAGUCUGAAAAAGUGAUAAAGAAAAUAGAUAUUAGAAAUAAAAUACUCACUAUAUUUCGUUGA